UGUUGCAGGAAUAUAGCAGCUAGUUGAAAUUUAGAGACAUGCCUCCCGCAGCAAAAUCUAAGUCCAAGUUCAAGGAACAGCCCUCUGCAAGGGCCUCCAAGGAACAACAGAAGGCUUCUUCCAAACCCUCUGGAUCUACUAACCUGGGGAAUGGAAAUCCUGCAAGUGCUUACAAUCCGAUUUCUGGAACAUUUCAUACUCUAGAUACAGCACCAUUGACCUUCUCCCAACCCCUCCAGAGCAAUGGUCGUUUCCAGAAUAUAGAUGAAACGGACACACACUCUGGUAGCUCACAUGAAACGGCAGCAGACUAUGAUUCGAUAUCCAACAAUGGAAGCUUCUCUGGUGAAUCGGAAGACAAUAGAGAGAAGGCAACUAGUACAGAUCCACCACCAGAAAUGAUCCCCGGAUCAGACAAUGACAAGCGAGAAAAGAUCCGUCAGAAGAAUGAGAGAAAGCACCACCGUCAGAAGGAGCGGCGGGCAAAAGAGUUGCAUGAGCGCUGCUGUGGUUACCUUAUGUCCAGAAAACUGGAAUCGUUAUCCCAGCAACUUGUGGCGAUGGGAUUCUCAUCUGAGAGGGCAACCUUGGCCCUUAUACUGAACGAGGGCAAAGUAGAGGAAUCUGUCAACUGGCUAUUUGAGGGAAGUGCAGAUGAAGCUCAGAAGAAGGAUCUUGGAAAUGAGGAUAACUUAAAAAUUGAUGUACAUGAAGAGCUUGCUCAGAUUGCAGCUAUGGAGGUAGCAUACAAAUUGUCAAAACAGGACGUUGAAAGAGCUGUUGUUGCUUGUGAGGGUGAUCUUGGCAAAGUAGAAGAAACCUUGAGAGCUCAGAAGCCGGAACCACUUACUACUCCACCAAAGCCGGAGGAGAAGGCCAAUGUGAAACUCUCUAUGAGAGUACAAGAGAAGCCUACUGCUACCGUUACAAAACAACCGAAUAGGAAUGAUAGGGAAAUUAACUAUGUCAAGAGGGCAGUUGCAGGGCCAACAAUUCCAGAACCUAGGACUAGAAGCCUGCAGGCUUCAAAAGCAAAUCAGCCUAUGUUACUUGCAGAGAAGGGGUGGCCUGCAACCGGCUUAAGCUCAUCUGUCUCAUAUGCUGUGGAAGCUCCCCUACAACUAGCAUCUUCAUCAGCAAAAAUGGGCUCUCAGCUUAGGGUCAGUGGAAAUGAAGGGAGAACUAUUCAACAUGGAGUGAUGAGGGAGCCAGUAAUUAUGAUGCAGCGGCCGCAAUCUCAAAAUAUGAAGCAGAAUUCAAUUACGAGCAUAAGUGCUUCUCCUCCUGGGACCAGUGGAUGGUAUGCAAAUACUGCUCUGGAUAGGGAAAGUAUGAAGCUAAGUGGUAAGUUUCUGCACAAUCAAUCCACAGGAACCUUUGGCCCUGAAAGUUUGACUAUGCAACACUUCAAUCCACAAUCUCAGAGCACUAGAAGUCUGGGGCCAGAUAAUUUGAGCUCACAUCCAUAUUACCUUCAGACUCCUUAUACACAACACAUGUCCAGCUCAGUGGAUCCUGCAGAAGCCCGUCUGGGCAUCUCAUGGAGUGCUAUGGGUGCAUCUUCUCCAUCCCUUAAGGUGCCAUCCUCUCUUGGACUAUUUUCUGGUUGGGGUACAACUGGUACUGUUGGUUCAUAUUCUCAUGUUGACUGGAACACGGGUGACAUGUCUCACUGUGAUUACAACAGUAUAGACUGGACUUUGGAAUCAAAGUCAUCGUCUUUAAAAUCAAGUGGGUUGAUGCCAGGUAAGUCAAAUGCGUUGAUGUUGGGGCUUUCUUCAAUGAGGGUUGCCAGUGCAAAUGGCAUGCACAUCCCAGGCUUGCAGGAUGGUGGGAGGGUAACAGAAGCAACAUCGUCUGUGGGUAUGCGUGAGUGGACCUCGCCUUUUGCUGGUAAAGAUAUCUUUAGCGUACCGAGGGAGUUUGUUAUUUCUCCCUCUCCUUAGAAAUAGGGACAAAGAGGAGAGGAGACAGAUACGGUCGGUUUAGUCCGUCGUGCUAUGGUUGUAUUGAUGCUUGUUUCUUAUUUACCAGUCUAAAGUGCAUCUAGUUAUUGUCUUAUAUUUGGUUUUAUCUUUGCUUCUGUUAUGGUUUUUGGUGG
Ilex paraguariensis (yerba mate) is the source of this 2101-nucleotide messenger RNA. The record is from the annotation of a GenBank genome assembly. NCBI's taxonomy places the organism in Eukaryota, Viridiplantae, Streptophyta, Magnoliopsida, Aquifoliales, Aquifoliaceae.